Messenger RNA from Phyllotreta striolata, 2703 nucleotides. Lineage: Eukaryota; Metazoa; Arthropoda; Insecta; Coleoptera; Chrysomelidae. The record is from the annotation of a GenBank genome assembly.
GUAAAUAGCAGUUACUUGUCGUAACACAGUGCAAAGUCGCAUAUCCAUCGAAAGUUCAAUCGAUAUCGAACCAUCUCGCGCGAUACAAGUGUUCCAAUUUCUUUCCGAAAGAACCAGGCACAACUUCAAACCUGUCACGCAAAAUUCCAUCGAGUCAAUUCCCUACCAAAUGGCUGAUCCUGGUGAACCUUCAACGAAUUCUUGCAGUUUGAUUUCCUGCCCGACUGGCCACAAAUCGCAGGGAUCCAAGGAAGUUUCGUUCGCCUUCUUGAAAUACCCCCAAUUUCCCUUGGUGCAGAUGCUAAUGAAAGAACUGAACCUGUGCGCACACGACCACAGUUUCGUGCCUCCAUGGUAGAUUCCGAAACUGUGAAGCGUGCAGGAAUCGAAUCUAACAGGAAAUAAUCGCUGACGAGGAAAUUGUGCAGCCGAGAAAGUAUGGAAGCGGUUACAAUCUCGCGGGGCUAAAUCGGCGCCGUGCAAAGACUAUUUUUUAGUGCAUAAUUUUUAUUAGUUAUUAGUUAAGAUUUUGUUAUUAAAUUCACCCUUCAAAAUGCCCGUGCUAACUUUGCAGAGGUCGUACAAGUACAUCAUGUACGCCACCAAGCAGCCCUCCCUCAGGAUCAAACAGGCCGAUCUGAAGUGCAAGAGCGGGUGCGGAUUCUUCGGCAACGCCGAUUGGGAAGGCUAUUGUUCGCAAUGCUACAGAAACCACACGGAUUCGGAAAGGCAGAAGAAAUCCCACCAGGGAGGCUCUUCGGAUCAUUCCAAAGCGCAGGUUUCGGGUUUUUCGAAAUUCGAAGAGAAGAAACGACAGCAAACCGACAAGAAAACCAGAUACAUGAAGAGUUUGCCCGUUUUCCGGAAAACUUCCAACGUCAAAGAUGUCGGAAGGCCGGAGAAUUUGGUAGAUAUCAUGAGACAGGCGAAUCCAGAAGCCAAUAAACUGAUGGCGGAAUUCAUCGCGCAAUACAGCCAAUACGGCGAAGGCAUCAGGAAGGAUUUCCUGAAAUGCAGCCAGGCAUUUUCCAACAAAAUCGUCAAAGAACUGGACGUGAAACCGAUGGAAGAUCUGGCGGAAAUAGCGCAAAACUACUACAACCAAUACCAAAACCGCGUCAAUUCGAACCCGACCUACCAGAACGUCCCGAACGACGUUAAAGAUAGACUAGUUGAGUUUUUCGAAAAUUUCACCAUGAUCAGUUUGUACAACUUCCUCUUCUGCCCACCGACCACCAACGACGAAGAGAAGGACCUCACCAUCCAAGGCAGGAUCAGGAAGCUGAGCUGGGUGAACGCCCACCACCUGGACUGCUGCAUCAGCGAGACCAGCAUCGAGGUGCGCGACCUCGUCUACACGGCCAUCAACGACCUGCUCGGCAUGGACUCGAUGCGCGCGCCGCAGGAGAAGCUCGCCUGCGUCGUCAAGUGCUGUCGCAGCGUCGUCGAGGUGCUGCAACACUGCCAGGGCGGCCCCGUCAGCGCCGACGAGUUCCUGCCGGCGCUCAUCUUCGUCGUGCUGAAGGCCAAUCCGGCGCGCCUGAAGAGCAACAUCCUCUACGUGACGAGGUUCUGCAAGGAGUCGAGGCUCAUGCAGGGCGAGGCCGGGUACUAUUUCACUAACUUGUGCUGCGCCGUAUCGUUCAUCGAGAAUCUGACGGCGGAGUCGUUGAACAUGCCCGAGCAGGAGUUCGAGGCGUACAUGUCGGGGGAGGUGACGUGCGUGAGCGCGUGGGAAUCGGCGCUGGUGGCGUGCGAGGGGAUGCACCAGCUGCGCGAGCACCUCGCCCUGUUGAAGGGGCUGUCGGAGCGCACGCAGAUCGUGCAGAAUACCACGAAGAGCCUGUGGGAGGAUAUGCAGAAAUUGAAGGAAGGAAUUUGCGAGAGCGUGGACUCGGUGCUAGAACGAACACCUCUAAUCAUAAAACCAAGAACCAGCCCUUUAGCCUUAACCAGAGAGCAACUGCUCGCUCAAGCCGCCGCCCGCACCGCCCCCAACCCGCCCGAACCUGAACCGGAACCCGCACCUCGCAACUUCUACCUCAAAAACCUCUCCUUCGGCCAUCUCAGCGCCUUCGAAACGCCCAAAAGCAAGCUACAACUCGACAUUUCGCCGUGCAUCGCCCUGAAGCCCUCCCAUUCGGGCGACCAGCUCUCCUCACCGGCCAUCGACAAGACCCCGGGCAGCCUCACGCCCGACGACAACAGCUUCCUGGGCCUCUCGAAGGUCAACUACGACAUCGACCUCUCCGAUCUCAGCACGGAGAACAGCGCCGCCGACGAGCUGACGCCCGACAAGCGCAAGUCCCCGACGCCCAGCGUCGAUCCCUUCAGCCCCGUCGGCGGCUCCUGCCCCGUCGCGCAGCCGCCGCUGGAGCCCAGCAGGGGCGAGUUCGUGCUGCCGUUCCUCGUCGAGGAGACGUUGAUCGAUAAGAGCGAGUUGACGCCGGCGGCGAGCUUGCCGCCGCCGCUGGUGCCGUCGGCGCCGGAGUACAGCGGGUUCUCCAAGCAGGGAUCGAGGAUUCCGAGCAUACCCUGCAGCACCGGGGACUAUAGCUCGUUGACUUCCUCUCCGGGUCAUUCGAAUGCGUAAUUGCAGCGGGGUAGAUUGGAUUCGUGGUUUUGUACAUGCGUUUGUAAUGUUAUGAUAUUUUUUUAUAAUUUGUUGUUGUCUUUAUUGGAGGGUAUAAAUUGAGUAUUGAA